AUGAGUCGAGAGUCCAGCUCGAAGCAUCUCGAAGAGAGUCAAGCAUUCGCUUCCUGUCUCCAAGCUACGACCCGAGAUGCGAACGAACGGGGUUAUCAGAAGCGAAUGCAGAUCGUCAACACAGCAGAGGUCGCGGAGGUCGUCGAGGUUGUCGAGGUCGCGGAUGGCGUGGCGAUCGUGGAGGUCAGUUUGUACGUAGAAAACUCAAGGAGUGCGCGCUAUCUGCGUUCGAAGAUGAGUCGAAAGGUCGUGCGAUACAGUAAGGCAGAUAUGGGUGACAAACACCCGUAG
Molecule: messenger RNA, 291 nt
Organism: Alternaria incomplexa
Lineage: Eukaryota; Fungi; Ascomycota; Dothideomycetes; Pleosporales; Pleosporaceae
Exons: 2
Coding region: 1-291 (96 amino acids)
Source: RefSeq, a predicted model, not a curated record